Molecule: messenger RNA, 489 nt
Organism: Gavia stellata (red-throated loon)
Lineage: Eukaryota; Metazoa; Chordata; Aves; Gaviiformes; Gaviidae
Gene: CNRIP1
Product: cannabinoid receptor interacting protein 1
Exons: 3
Coding region: 1-489 (162 amino acids)
Biological process (GO): negative regulation of signaling receptor activity
Cellular component (GO): plasma membrane
Molecular function (GO): type 1 cannabinoid receptor binding
Source: RefSeq, a predicted model, not a curated record
AUGGGCGACAUCCCCGGCCUCGUGAAAAUCAGCGUCUCCCUCAAAAUCCAGCCCAACGACGGGGCGGUGUAUUUCAAGGUGGACGGGCAGCGCUUCGGCCAGAACCGCACCAUCAAGCUGCUGACCGGGGCCAAGUACAAGAUCGAGGUGUCCCUCCGGCCCGGCACCGUCCAGGCCACGACAAUGGGCAUCGGGGGCGUCAAUGUCCCGCUGGAGGAGAAAUCGCGGGAUGCACAGGUAGCCUUUUACACAGGGAUCUACGACACGGAAGGGGUGCCCCAUACCAAGAGCGGGGAGAGACAGCCCAUCCAGGUCAACAUGCAGUUUAACGACAUUGGCGUUUUUGAAACAGUCUGGCAAGUUAAAUUCUACAACUACCACAAACGGGAUCAUUGCCAAUGGGGAAACAGUUUUGGUAGUAUUGAGUACGAAUGCAAACCGAACGAAACACGCAGUCUUAUGUGGAUCAAUAAAGAGACCUUCCACUGA